Schistosoma rodhaini is the source of this 6275-nucleotide messenger RNA. Lineage: Eukaryota; Metazoa; Platyhelminthes; Trematoda; Strigeidida; Schistosomatidae. The record is from the annotation of a GenBank genome assembly.
GAAAAUUAAGAGUGAACAAAUCAGUUAAUUGAACUGAUCGUGGCGCAACACCCAGAGUUAUAAUCAUUAGUAUUUUUAGGUGUGCAAGUAACGGAAUUGUAUAUCAGUUAUCUUAUCACCAUGCUGCUCAAUUCAAACCCAUAACCUAAAGAAUUUUCAGCCCAUUACUUUUAGCCUAGUGAAGUAUGUAAUUUGACGACCUUGGUGAACGCGAAUUUUCGGUCACGACCGGUACCUCAUGGAAUCCCGAAUUAAGAAGACGUGCUAUGAGUUAAAGGACCAUGGAGUGCUCCACCACCCUGGUGUAGAAGAUCGUUGGAGCCUAAGUGUUUUUAAGAAAAAAUUCCACGUGGAAAUUAUUCGUCAUGGAGAGGAGUCUGAUACGAUGGAAUUCGAUAUGAUUAAUUUGGAUUGCUCCUUCGCUAAUGCAGUUCGGCGAAUUUUGGUCUCUGAAGUUCCUUCUCUCUCAAUAGAAAGGGUUUAUGUUUCUCAGAACACGAGUAUUAUGCCGGAUGAGGUUAUGUGUCAUCGCCUUGGCUUAAUCCCACUCGCUGUUGAUCCCAAAUAUUUUUUGUUCCCUACAAGAAAGCCCCCUGCUUCCGACGAAUUAUCAGGGUUUGACCCUAAAGAACACCUAGUAUAUGAUUUGUGCGUUGGUUUUACACAUUCUAGCAAAGAUUCCCAUAAUAAACCUGAGAAAGAUAAGGAUGACUCCUUACCUGUGGCUCAGUAUUUACCAGUGUACAGUUCGGAUCUCAAGUGGAUUCCACUAGCCGGUCAGGAGGAUCAUUUUAAUAUCAAUAAUCCUCCUAUACCAGUAUCAUCGACAAUACUUAUCAAUAAAUUAGCCCUUGGUGAUGAAAUCGAAGCUCGGUGUGUUGCAGUGAAAGGAAUUGGUCGAGAUCAUGCUAAAUUUUCACCAGUCGCAGCAGCUUACUAUAAAUUUCACCCAAUCAUCAAACUUCUUCGUACAAUUGAAGGGGAACAGGCAAUUAAGUUACAAAAAAGUUUUGCAUCUGGUGUGAUUGGAAUAAACUCGAAAACUGGUCAAGCCUUUGUCGAUAAUGCUCGUUUAGAUAAUGGUUCUCGAGAGCAUAUGCGUCAUCCUGAAUUCCGUGACGAUGUUAUUUUCGUUGGGAUGGAUUCAUCACAUUGUAUUUUCACUGUUGAAACGAUAGCUCCUGGUAGCCGCCCUCCAUCAUCAUUAGUCCGCUGUGCUUUAGGUGUUAUGAUUAGUAAAUGUUCACAUUAUAUGGCUGUUACAGAAACACCUGGUUUUGGAGAUCACGUUGAGGAGUGUAAACCACUCAUUGAUAUACCUAAAAAUAACACCGAAGGUCACACAGCUGAAAAGAAUCUAUUAUUUCCUAAAGGUAAUCGUAGUCAUUUGAAUGGACGUGAAGUUGGGCUUGAAGUAGUGCAUAUCUCACAAGACAAAUCACGUGCAACAUUUACUUUCUUUGGAGAAGAUCAUACAUUAGGUUUAGCGCUUAGAUAUUGCAUUCUACGAGAGUAAGUCUCCUGGUAUACUCAUCAUGUUUUAUCAUUUGUAUUGUUUUGCUAGUAUAUGUAUUUAAUUUUUAUAAUACAACUAUAGGCUGUUCUAUGAGUAUUUUACUCAUAUUGGUGUUGUUAAUCAUUGUUAUUAGAAGUUCUUGCCACGUAUGUGUUUCAGUCCAAGCUGCUACACCUUACAUCAGCAAAGAAGAGAAAAUCAUAUAUACUAUAACGGAAAUCUAAAUGUGAGAAAUCCACUGCAUGAGGAACAAAUAAAACUAAAGAAUGGAAAGUCAAAAAUAAUACUCAGUAUUUAGAAGAAGAUAUAAUGUUAAUACAACCAUGUUAUGGUGUAUGCUACUUAUUCUGACAGAUAUAAGUAGUAUGUAGAAGCAAUAGAAAGUGGAAUGCCUGUCAUCAGAAGAUUGGAGAGAACAGGAUGGGAAUCAAAAAGCAAUUGUAAUAAUAGCAGAGUUGGAAGAAUCAUGAAACAUUUAAAGGACGACUGAAGAUGUGCGAAUAAUGUAUUUAAUGUAUGGUUUUUCUAUAUUUUACGAAGAUACUGUAAUUUUGCAUGAAGAAAUAAAUUGGUUUUCCCCACCCUAGUUUCCGUUUGCGACAACGCCAUUACAACCAAUUUUAAGCCAUGCCACCUGUCUGCGAACAUAAAUCAUGACAAUUUCACAUGUCUCCAAUCAAUAAGUCUACACCUGCUUGCUGACGUAUUUCAGUCUAAAUAACCAGGUUUAGAUCUUGUGGUAGAUUAUUCUGUAGUCGUGAGCUAGGGGUAUUCAGAAGAGAUAUGCUCAUGAAAUAAUGAAUGGUUUUGAUAAAGAAUCUGCUCCAAGUGUUCGUAUUUUUUAUGGAGUACAUGUAAAUCAAGAUAAUAACUGUAUAUUUGAGUAAUGUGUAAAUCUACAUUACUUCUUCAUAAACUGAUUUCUGUUCAAAAACAACUGAACUUUCAAUCAAUAAUAAACUACUUUUAUACUCUGUUAGCAUGCUGCGUUACUACCGUUUUUAUUACCAAACUAUUCGGUUGAUCAAAAAUGCAAUAUUAGUUGGUAAAGACAGGGCUCUCGAAAUUAAGAGUUUAAUUGUGACUCCCUCCCUCAGUAGGUCAAUCUUAACGCCCUGGUCGCAGAACCUGAAGAUCAUGUAGUUAAUUUCAUAAAUCAUGAAUAUUAUUUACUCCUAGUAUUCACUGAUUCUUCGAAUUGUGGAAUAUCUGUUUGAUUAUCAGAUCCAGUUUAUGAUACUGUAUGUUUAAUUGAGUUAAUCAUAAAGAAACCAAAUAGUACAAGCUGUAAGAAUCCAUAUCGUCAAACUUCGUCUGUGAUGGUCAACAGUAGCAUGUUUAUGUGCUAUCAGGUUUCUAGGCUCUGUUUUAUGGAUGAUGAACAAACUUUAAAUCAUUAGAUAACAUUUUGACAGAUUUUAGUCGUCAUUCGAAUAGUGCGAUGCCUUUUUUAUCCGUCUUCUUUGCACAACUUUUUUUUAUUUGUAUUUCUUUUAUGAUGUCUUUUUAAGUUUCAGUUAUAUUACACAGUUUAAUAUGUUUCACUCUCCUUCCAUUACAGUGAGUCAGUUAGCUUUUGCGGUUAUUGUGUACCCCAUCCUUUAGAAGAUAUGAUUAAUUUUGACAUUCAAAUGAAAAGUAAGUUAUUUUCAAAACUUGACUUUAUUGAACAAUGUAUGGAAUAAGCAUAUAUUUCAAAUUUUGUAGAAAACUAUUUUCCCUUUAAGUGAAUAGUAUGUGAUCUUUUCUGUUGUCAAAUAAGAAUAUCACGAAAGAUUUCCAGGUGAGAAGAACAAGUCAACCAAUGAGAUUGUGAAUGUGUAUACGAACUAAGAUAACUGAAUAACACCACCCAGUCAUUGUCUAUUUUGAUACACAAUGACGAUGUGAGUAAGAAUGUGUUGAGAAUAAGUUGGAAAAAAGUCAUUCUAAGGUAUGAAUUUAGUGUUUAAGAUUACUAACUAUUAGUUCUAGUUGUAUGUGAAUGUGUAACUAUGUUCCAUAUGAUUUUGGGAGUUAAUAGCUGGAAAUCUCCAGGUGAUGUAGUGAUGUGUAGUAGUAGGUCAAAUUAUUUCUUACCUUUUAAUUCUUGCCCAUCUUAUUACUUUUUAUUAAUUUUCCCGUCUCCACUUAUGUCAUUUCUUUAUACCCAUUCCAUCCGUAUUAAUAAUUUUUUAAAUGUAUUUUACUACAUGGUUAGGAUAUAUUUACCUAACUAAACAUUGUAGUGUAAAUCAAAUUAACGCCCAGUUGUACAGUCAUAUUUACUUCUAACCAUCUAGCCAUUAAUCUUGAAGUAUCAAAACUUAACAUUUGCUUCAUCAAACACCUGAACCGAUCUGAGUUAGAUUGAGGACGAAACGAUCGUUGAGUGUUUCCGGGUUUUCAAUGAAACUCAACAAUCUCCACAACCUUAUACUUACAACUAACGUUUAUAUAUACUACAUUGCACUUGACCUGUGUUCUAUCUUAUUUGUUUAUCUAGUUAAAUGAAUAAAUGUCGGUACAAAGGGGCACCGAAAUAUAUAUGCGCCAUACAAUAUAGUUAUCAUUUAAUUUUUGUAUGGGCUGUAAUAUUCUCAGUGUGCCUAAACCGAAACAGGUGGUUUUCCUGGGGGGCACUCCUUGGAAACAUUAAAUAUGAUUCCAUCUUAGCCUGUAACCAACAGUAGUUUCAUACUCCAUUUGUUCCUUCAGGAUCCUAGAGCCCAUAUGCACCAUUGGUUUGGAACCAGGGUGUGUGUACGUGUACAAGAUUUUGACUUAGUGGUUAUGUGUUCGAAUCCCCUACAUCGUUUUUAUAUACGUGAUAUCUAGUAGCACUAAUACUUAAUAUUCUUAGUGGGAUUGAAUUCGAAUACGGUAUCUAUUGGUUGACGGUCAAGUACCCAAACUCAUAUAAUCAAUUUUUAAACAUAACAUAGCAUUUAAUCAUCAAAUAAAUGGAAAUCUUUAUGUUUUCUAAACACUUCAGAAGGUUCAGCUAUCGAUGCUCUACGAAAUGGUCUCCAUUGUCUACGGGAUUGUUUUCAGCAUAUGAAGCAUACAUUUAUAUCAGCAAUGAAAAUUUCAAGAAGUACUAGAAAAUCAUCAUAAUGAACUGUUUUUCUUUUUUCAAUUGUAUAUUUUCGCUUCGAUUUUGUUAGACCAUUAUUUAUGCUAUUACAAAAACAGAAACUACAAAAAAACAAUCCAAAAGUUGAAAAAAUAACACUAAUAAUGAUAAAUUAAAAGUUCAAUAUAAUUUUUCUAACUCAACUAGCUUAAACAAAUUUUUACUAGAAAAGGAGUCAAAACUACUCUGAACUGUGCGUAUAAAAAAGCACAAACUGUCUGACGAUACUGUGUCUUCCAACAGACUAUAACUGUUUUGUGAUUGUUAAAGUUCAUUGCUUGAUAUAAAGAAUCCGUUUGUAAAUGACAUAACUAGGUGCUUUUAGAUGGGAGAGAAUAUGUCCCCUUUUAUAGACAUUUAGCUCAUCCGUUAUUAAAUAUUCUUUGAGUAGUUGCAAUACAAUUACUCUACUCAGAAGGCACACAUACAUUUAUGGCAAGUAAGAGGGACACACCAGUAAAUCUAGGCCUAUUCGACACUAAGAAUAAAUUCGCAUAUUAUUACAAUACCUUUCACUUUAAUUGCAGGACAGAGAAUAGACGGGUAGAAUACUUCGAGGAAAUCUUGAAUAAACUGGCUCCAAUGAAUUUACCGGACAUCGAAGCAGCAUAUACAAACCAUUCCAUAGAUGUCGCUCCACCAACGAUCGAAGUAAUCAGGAUGGCCAUCAGAAAAAGCAAGAAUGGGAGAGCGCCAGGACCUGGCAGUAUACCAGCUGGAGCACUGAACUCAAACAUAGAAUUAACUGCAAUGAUGUUUCGCGUUUGAUUCAGGAAGAUUUGGGAAGAAAAACAAGUGCCACCGUCGGACUAGAAAAAACACCUCAUCAGGAUACUGAAGAAAGGGGGUGUGAGUAAAUGUGAGAACUACAGAGGCGUCACAUUACUAUAAUUACCAGAAGACGUUUUCAACAAAGCGUUACUGAGCCGGAUGAAAAGCUCAAUGGAUGUCCAGCUUCGAGAUCAACAGAUCGGAUUCCGUAAGGAAGAGUAGUGCACAAACCAAAUCUUGACACUACGGAUCAUUGUUGAACAAUCAGUUGAAUAGAACUAGUCAUUUUAUAUAAACCUCACUGACUAUGAGAAAGCAUUUGACAAUGUGGAUAAGAGAACAAUAUAGAAACUUCUUCGACAAUAUGGUGUAUUUGAAAAGAUUAUCAAUGUCAUCAGAAAUCCAUACGACGAACUACACUGCAAAGUGGUGCAUGGAGGAUAGGACAGCUGACAGACUCCGUGGAGGUGAGGAUCGAAGUCAGACAAGGUUACUAACUUUCACCCUUUCUCUUUCCUGUGGUGGUUGACUAGAUUAUGAGGACCUCCAUAUCUGAGGAGACUCACGGAAUACAAUGGACAACUUGGAUUCAGCUGGACGGUUUAGACUUUGCAGUUGAUCUAGCUCUUCUAUCGCAUACACACCAACGCAUGAAAAUGAAGACAGACAGCGUGGCAGAAGCCUUAGAAUACACAAGGAAAAAACCAGGAUCCCCAAAUACAACACAGAGGACACCAAGCCAAUUGAUAUGGUUUGCUGAUUGGACGCUAUACUCGGAUCCUAAGCUAUUAUUACAACCCUCAAGCUAGAACUAAACAGCGCCUUGAACAUGAGAGAAAAGGCGCAAAAUAUGCACUUUACUUCAAAGGUUCA